GGGACAGAGGCUGGAGGAGUCGCUGGAGUACCAGCAGUUUGUGGCAAACGUGGAAGAGGAAGAAGCUUGGAUUAAUGAGAAGUUGAAUCUGGUGGGGAGCGAGGACUAUGGAGAUACACUGGCUGCUGUGCAGGGCUUGCUGAAAAAGCAUGAAGCAUUUGAGACUGACUUUACCGUGCACAGGGACAGAGUCAACGAUGUGUGCACUAACGGAGAGGAGCUGAUCAAGAAGAACAACCAUCAUGUAGACAACAUCAGUGCCAAGAUGUCGGCACUGAGAGGCAAAGUGUCGGAGCUGGAGAGGGCCGCCGCUCAGAGGAAGGCCAAGCUGGACGAAAACUCUGCCUUCCUGCAGUUCAACUGGAAGGCGGAUGUGGUGGAGUCCUGGAUCGGAGAGAAAGAGAACAGCCUGAAGACUGAUGACUACGGCAGAGACCUGUCCUCUGUGCAGACUCUGCUCACCAAGCAGGAGACUUUUGAUGCCGGUCUGCAGGCCUUCCAGCAGGAGGGCAUCACAAACAUCACAGCGCUCAAGGACCAGCUGCUGGCUACCAAACAUGUCCAAUCAAAAGCCAUCGAAGCUCGUCACGCUGCCCUCAUAAAGCGCUGGAACCAGCUGCUGUCCAACUCCUCAUCUCGCAAGAAGAAGCUUCUGGAGGCUCAAGAGCACUUCAGAAAGGUUGAGGACUUGUUCCUGACAUUUGCCAAGAAGGCAUCAGCCUUCAACAGCUGGUUUGAGAAUGCUGAGGAGGAUCUGACGGACCCGGUCCGGUGCAACUCUCUGGAGGAGAUCCGGGCGCUGCGUGAGGCCCACGAAGCAUUCCGCUCCUCGCUGAGCUCCGCACAGGCCGACUUCAACCAGCUGGCAGAGCUGGACCAGCAGAUCAAGAGCUACCAGGUGGUGUCCAACCCCUACACCUGGUUCACCAUGGAGGCCCUGGAGGAGACCUGGAGGAACCUGCAGAAGAUCAUCAAGGAGCGAGAGCUGGAGCUGCAGAAGGAGCAGAGGAGGCAGGAGGAGAACGACAAGCUGCGUCAGGAGUUCGCUCAGCACGCAAACGCUUUCCACCAGUGGCUGCAGGAGACCAGGACUUAUCUUCUGGAUGGGUCGUGUAUGGUGGAAGAGUCUGGAACCCUGGAGUCCCAGCUGGAGGCCACCAAGCGUAAGCACCAGGAGAUCCGGGCCAUGCGCAGCCAGCUGAAGAAGAUAGAAGACCUGGGAGCAGCGAUGGAGGAAGCGCUGAUCCUGGACAACAAGUACACAGAGCACAGCACGGUGGGGCUGGCCCAGCAGUGGGACCAGCUGGACCAGCUGGGGAUGAGGAUGCAGCACAACCUGGAGCAGCAGAUCCAGGCCAGGAACACCACCGGAGUGACGGAGGAGGCUCUGAAGGAGUUCAGCAUGAUGUUCAAGCAUUUCGACAAGGAGAAGUCUGGCCGUCUGAACCACCAGGAGUUCAAGUCGUGUCUGCGCUCGCUGGGCUACGACCUGCCCAUGGUGGAGGAGGGGGAACCUGAUCCCGAGUUUGAGGCCAUACUCGACACUGUGGAUCCCAACAGGGAUGGCAACGUGUCGCUGCAGGAGUACAUGGCCUUCAUGAUCAGCCGAGAGACCGAGAACGUUAAGUCCAGUGAGGAGAUAGAGAGCGCCUUCCGGGCCCUCAGCACAGAGGCCAAACCCUACGUCACUAAAGAGGAGCUCUUCCAGAACCUGACCAAGGAGCAGGCCGACUACUGCCUGUCACACAUGAAGCCCUACCUCGACAGCAAGGGCCGCGAGCUGCCCUCAGCCUUCGACUUCGUUGAAUUCACCCGCUCGCUCUUUGUCAACUGAUCCCUGCCCCCCAGGGACCAAUCGGGACGCGUUUCCCCCCACACACUUUAACACAAACACACGGCUGAAACUGCAUGACUGUGGCACUAAGAAUACUCACUAUAACAACUGUCUGUCCUCUAUUUAUCUGCUCUACUUUAACUCUGUGUGCUUCUCAUGAUAGCAUAGUGGAUCCGUCUGCAUUUGAAUGUGAUUGUUUUUAGCUGAUUUAGCUUGUGCUUUCGAUGAAUUUAAGAACCUAAUAGUCAAACUAAUGUUGUUAGUAACACCAACAACUGCAGUGUGCUUUAAUAAACGCUACUGGUUAGAACUGGAA
Molecule: messenger RNA, 2150 nt
Organism: Trematomus bernacchii (emerald rockcod)
Lineage: Eukaryota; Metazoa; Chordata; Actinopteri; Perciformes; Nototheniidae
Product: spectrin alpha chain, non-erythrocytic 1
Biological process (GO): actin cytoskeleton organization
Cellular component (GO): cell projection; plasma membrane; cell junction
Molecular function (GO): calcium ion binding; actin filament binding
Source: RefSeq, a predicted model, not a curated record